ACUACAUACUACCCCCCACUAUGACCGACAAACCGGAACUCAAACCUCUCCACCAAACCCUCUUCGACGAGGGUAUGAAAGUUCGUCGUGAGGUCCUGGGCGACGCCUACGUCGACAGAGCCCUUGCCAACGGGUCCAGUGAAUUUGCCCGUCCGGGCCAAGAGCUCAUUACCGAGGUGGGAUGGGGGUAUAUCUGGACCCGGCCGGGGCUUGAACGGAAGCAACGGAGUAUUUUGAAUUUGGGAAUGCUCAUCGCGUUGAAAGCCUGGCCUGAACUGGCUGUCCAUACCCGCGGCGCUAUCAACAACGGUCUUACUGAGAAGGAGAUCAGCGAGGCGGUUCUGCAGGCGACGGUUUACUGUGGGGCCCCGGCGGGGAUCGAGGCUACGAAGGUUACGGAGAGGGUUAUUAACGAGAUGAUCGAGAGUGGUGAGUAUAAGAGGCCUUGA
Aspergillus heteromorphus CBS 117.55 is the source of this 449-nucleotide messenger RNA. RefSeq names its product CMD-domain-containing protein. NCBI's taxonomy places the organism in Eukaryota, Fungi, Ascomycota, Eurotiomycetes, Eurotiales, Aspergillaceae. The transcript is spliced from 2 exons. The coding region runs from base 21 to 449 and encodes 142 amino acids. The record is from RefSeq and is a predicted model, not a curated record. Gene Ontology annotation, molecular function: peroxiredoxin activity.